Brassica napus (rape) is the source of this 1467-nucleotide messenger RNA. RefSeq lists its product as uncharacterized. The transcript has 5 exons. The coding region runs from base 45 to 1313 and encodes 422 amino acids. Lineage: Eukaryota; Viridiplantae; Streptophyta; Magnoliopsida; Brassicales; Brassicaceae. The record is from RefSeq and is a predicted model, not a curated record.
CUACAGAUGUGAGAUACGUGAGACCUCAAUUGAGAACCACGUCAAUGCCUGAUGUUACGACUCCUGCUCCUGCACAACCAAUAGGAUCUUCAAGUUCAGGAUCUGCGGCUCCUCCAGCGGCUCCUCCAACCUAUGUGAGGAGAACAGAAGAUGCUCUGCUACGUGCUCCAUCCAGAAGAAACCAGCCACACCUUCAUCCUGAUAAGCCCAAUGGAGCAUUGUGGUUUGGGGUUGAUCCUGAAGUUCAUGCUUUUAUCCGAGCAACAUGGCAGGGAGAUUACUGGGGCCCGUGGCAAAGCUGGAUAAAGGUUCCAGAGCCGAAGAGAAUAGGAUGGUGGCACUCAUUCAUACAACAAUACUACUGGGAAGACAGUCUUCAUGAGGAAAUCCACUUUAAAUGGAAGCUUCAGACUCAAGUGUCUAUCUGCGGACGCAUAAGCCAAAAAAGGAAAAAGAACAAGCAACCUAAAUACAUCAGUGAGAAUGACUGGAAAAUAGUCCUUGCGAAUUGGUCAACAGAUGGAGCAAAAGCCAAGAGCCAAUCAGCAGCUGAUUCUCGCACUUCAGCUCCUGUGGGGUUGAAGAUGCACGUCCAUGGUGCAGGACCACGCUGCUUUGUAAAUAUUGGGUAUCGUAUGAUGAUCGACCAAGGUUUGGAUACACUACCUUCAUAUACAGACCUUGCAAGGAAGACUCAUACUCGCAAAGAUGGGACCUUCAUGGACGAACGAACUGAGCAACUGGUUCUAGAGGUUGAGCAAGCAGUUGAAGAGAUGUUAGAAGAUGGUUCUCCAGUUGGAGAUAGCCAAACUUGCUCAACUGCUGCCACAGAAAAUUCUAAGCGCCUUCUCCUAAACCAAGAAUACAUCAAGCGUGGAAAGACACGCAAGGGCACCAUUUAUGGGCUUGGCAGUGUUCAAUUCAACAACAAACAUCCUUCUGAGUCAGUUCCUGCUUCACUCAACCGAAACAUCGGCUUGGAGACGAGGGUUUGUGGUUUGGAGACCAUCACUCAGGAAAUCAAGUCUGAUUUCCAGACUUUGAAGUCUGAUGUUCAGGCUAUCAAGACUGACUUCAACCAAGGGAUGGCUAAAACUCAAUCAAGUCUAGACACAAUUCUGCAGUUUCUUCAGCCUCAAGCUUCCAAUCAUGCUGCAUCUACUGCACAACCAACUCAGUCUCAAGCUCCACCUCAAGGUCAAGCACCAUCUCCAGCUCGUGAUAUGUCUCCAGCUCAAGGUGAAUCACAACCUCAACACAUCACCAGUAGCAAUUCUGAGUUAAAUAGGUGGUGCAACACACUCGGUUUGUAGUUCUUAGAUGUGGCUUGCCCUAAAUCAAGUUUAAGUAUUAUGUUUUAAUCUUUUGAACCUUCUGAAUGUUGAAUCUUUUGGAUGUUUGAUCUUUUGAACCUUUUGAGCUUUUAAGAGGCUCAAUAUGUAAUAUAAUUUCUGUUUCUGUUUCAAA